Molecule: messenger RNA, 1316 nt
Organism: Morus notabilis
Lineage: Eukaryota; Viridiplantae; Streptophyta; Magnoliopsida; Rosales; Moraceae
Product: protein NRT1/ PTR FAMILY 5.5
Exons: 5
Coding region: 185-1126 (313 amino acids)
Biological process (GO): transmembrane transport
Cellular component (GO): membrane
Molecular function (GO): transmembrane transporter activity
Source: RefSeq, a predicted model, not a curated record
UUUAAGAGGCACCAAAGAAACCAAGAAAAGGAAGGCACACCUUUGGACUCCUCUAGCUUCUUUUGUUUUUGUUCAAAAACACGUGGGAGACUUAGUAACACAUUGCAAUCAUGAUAUAUUCCUUUUGGAAACUCAAAGGGCUAUAUCGCCUUUAGUCAUCCACUAUAUAGCCGAUACUUUCAAUAUGGGUUACUAUUGGAUGGUUUUACUCACUAGUUCUACCUAUGCUACUGGGUUAGCUAUUUUGGCAAUAUCAACAAUAGGAGUCUGCAAAAGUGGGGAUGGUCAGACGGCCGUGUGCCAUAGUAGCAUAAUGCGAAAAAUCCUGUUUUCCACAUCAUUUGUGUUUUUAGUUCUUGGAGCUUCUCUGGUUCGGUUAACAUGGUUAAAGGAUUUAAUCGAUGAAGAGGGAAAACAAUUAUCGAGAUUGUCGAAGACCUUAAAAGUUGUCUUCACGAUCAUUAUUCAUUUGGUUGGAGCUCUCGCAAUUCCUUACAUAAAUUCAUGGCCGCUUAGAUUUGGAAUACCGGCAAUAUGUAUGCUGGUAGCAACAAUUAUCUUCUGGAGAGGCCGCUUUAGGUCAUCGCAUGCUUCCACAGAAAGACCCAAAGAAAGACCCGUAAUUACUGUGUUGAGGGUCCUUGUUGCUUCUUUUUUAGGAACAUUCGAUAAAAACUUAACAAACUCUGCUGAGCCGAAUGCGAGAGAAGAUGAUAGAUCAAUUGUUCGUAGUUCUCACCUCAGGUGCCUACAUAGAGCUACAAAUUAUAAUUUAUCAAAUCAUAAUCCGGAGUUAGAAAUAAAUAGGUGGAAGCAUUGUACGGUUGAAGAAGUGGAAGAAGCCAAAAAAGCCAUAUGCGGAAUUCCCUUUUGCAUAGCCUUCUUCGUGCUUGGAAUCAUAUCUUCUCUUGGAGACACUUACUUCAUUCAACAAGCAGAAACAAUGAAUCCCAUGAUUGGCAACUGGGACGUUCCUCUCCAAAUCCUUCAACUGUUUUGUCUACUUGCAAAAGCGGUUAUCGCCAAAUCUUAUUCGAAAAUAGCAGAUAAAUUUUAUGGCAACGCGAGAUCAAAGUCUGCAGGCUUUCAUGGGAUUUUAAUAUCAACAAUUUUUGCUGCACUAUGAUGUAUUACUGCCGCUACAAUGGAGGCUCGUAGACUAGAUGAAGUCGAGAAACAUAUGUUAUACGUCACCUAUAACACAGUUCCGUUGACUAUGUUUUCGUUGGUUCCACAAUACCUACUCCUUGGGGGGCUUGAUGGAAUUGUAGAGGAAAGCAUUGAUCUAUUCUUCAGUGAUCCGGCCCCUAACUCUU